Messenger RNA from Nylanderia fulva, 2569 nucleotides. RefSeq lists its product as uncharacterized. Lineage: Eukaryota; Metazoa; Arthropoda; Insecta; Hymenoptera; Formicidae. The record is from RefSeq and is a predicted model, not a curated record. Gene Ontology annotation, cellular component: nucleolus. Gene Ontology annotation, molecular function: telomerase inhibitor activity; nucleic acid binding.
UACUCUAACCUCUAAAUUUGAGAAAAAGUAAUAUUAGGCUGAAGGCACUAAGUUCUCCAACCGGGGAACGACACAACCAAAAAAAAAAAGAAAAAGUAAUCAAUGAAGUUUUUAAAAUAUAUAUAAAAAGAAUUUUUAUGUUCUUCUCUUCUUAUUUUUAAAUCAAUCUGAUUACUGUCUACAUUAAAGACGAAAUCAAGAUUAAAUUGGAGAACAUGUCUAUGCUUGCGGAGCGUCGACGAAAGCAAAAAUGGAGUUUAAAUCCACGAGGAAAGUGGUGGACUGAAGAUUCGAAUAAGUUUGGUCAGAAGAUGUUAGAGAAAAUGGGCUGGACAAAAGGAAAAGGACUUGGUAUUAAUGAACAAGGCAUGACGGAAUAUCACAAUGUGCCAUACAAGAAUGAUACAGCAGGUAUAGGAUUUGACAAAAAUGCCGAGAUAUGGGUAGAACAUCAAGGCAAAUUUAAUGAUUUUCUGCAACAACUUUAUGGGAAUGUAGAUCAAAACACUAUUCAGAAAAUAGAAAAAGAAGUUAAUAGUUUAAGUGGACAGUCAUUGGAAUUGAAGUCUAAGCAGAGUCGUGCUCGUGUGCACUAUAAGAAAUUUACACAUGGCAAAGACUUAAAUAAAUAUAAAGCGAAAGAUUUGGCAAAUAUAUUUGGCCAAAAAGAAUUAACAAAUGAAGUUCAAAUAAAGACGGAAGAAAAUGACUAUAUUUAUGAAGAAAAAAGUAUUAGUAAUGAAGUUUUCACAAUUAACAGUGGUAGCAUGACUGAUUACUUCAAACAUAAAUCAAAUAAUAAAAACUUUUCAAGAAAUAUGAUUGAUGACCCAGCGAUCAACUCUGAAAGUGAGAACAAGCAAUAUGUUGGUUUUGGAUAUGUACCAAAAACAGAGAAUAUAAUGUCUAAUGGAGUAUCAAAAGAUGUUGGCGAAAAGAGUAGUUAUGCUUGUGACAAUCCUUGUUUGGGAUUGAAUAGUUUUUUGGAAUUUAUGUCAUCUAACACUGAUAGUACUUGCAAAAAGUCUGUAAAGAGGAAGAAAAGAUAUGAAAGUGAUAAUUCACAUAUCACUGAAUUGGAUAAACACAAUGUCCGAAAGAAAUUAAAAACUGAGAUUAUUAAUGAAAUUUGUAAAGAUGGUUUUACAAAUCCAGCUCUUAAUUUAGACAUAAAGCUUGAAGAGGAUUAUAAUGGCAAAGAAUUUGAGGUAUCCAGAGCACAGUUUGGUCUAGAGAAUUGUGGCUUAGAUUUGACAGAUGAAAGAAGCGACAAGAAAGGUGUAACAUUUGAUGAUCAUAUCACAUUGUAUGAGUAUGAUUUAGAUUCUAUCAAAAAGAAGAAAGGAAAAGCCACGUUAGAUAAAUUUGAAGUUGAAAAUAAGAAACAUAAAAAGAAACGGAAACAGGAGGGCAUUAUAAAUCCUGUGUCAAAUGGGUUUGUUAAUGAAGCAUUAGAUAUAGAAACAGUAGCUGAAGAAAUUAAUGAUAAUAAAUUGAAUGAACAUAAAAGCAAAAAAACGAAGAAGAGAAAGAUAUGUAAAAUAUCUAGUUUAGAAACAAUACAAGAAUCACCAGAACAAGAAAAAGAAAUAACUGAGAUUAAUAUAGAAUCAGAAAAUAUGUUGGAUAUUAGUGUUGUUAAGAAUAAAGAAAUAGAUAUUGUUGAUAAAAAGUUAAAGAAGAAGAGAAAGGAGAAGAAAACCAAAGUUGAAAACAUUACUGUAGUUCAUAUUGCAAGUGAGGAAUUAAAUAUUGAAAGUGAAGAGAUAAUUACAAAUAAAAAAAUGAAAAAACAUAAGGACAGUAAAGAAGAAGAAAUUGAAAUUUCUAAGAAACAUAAAAAAGAAAAGAAAAAUAAAGAAAAUUACAAAAUUAAAAAGUGUGCUAGUCAGGCUGAAAUAAGCAGUGAUUAUCAAAAUAUCAAAAUUUUAGAUAAGACAAAUGCUAAGCAGCAGCAAAAUUAUUUAAUCAUGAAUGAAAACAAGGAUGCAACGGAAAUAGAAACAUUGUCAGUUGAUAGAAAAGAAAAAGAAGAAAAAGUACUCUUAAAUAAACAAAAGAAAAAGAAAAAGAGCAUUCACCAAGAUUUUAGGAACGAAUGUGAUAUAAAAAGGAAAUCUGAAAAUUUUGUCAAAGAGGAAGAUUCAAAUACCAAAAAAUUAGAAAAGAAAGAAAAAAAAUGCAAAAAAUCAAAAGAAAAAAAUGUAAUUGAUACUGAAGAUUCUAUUAAUUCUAAUCUAGGAAUUGUGGAUGAAAAUACUAUCGAGCAGGGAAAAAUAGAAAAUAUAGAGUCUACUUAUAUAUCUAUAAAGAAAAGUAGAAUAAUCGAUUCUGUUGACAAUAUAAUUCAUAGUCCAUGGAGUGCAAAAACAAGGAUGUCUAAAAAAAUGUUGAUAAAUCUUUUCCAAAAUAAUCAACUUUUAGAUUUUCCUGGCUCUAACAUUCAUAAUAUACAGGGAUAUGGUGUAGAUAUUACACCAGAUGCUAACUAGAAUUUAUAUAAUUUUAUAAUGAAGCACUUUCAAUAAUAAAUGUUAAGUUGCUUGCCGACAAUAAUUAUGAAUCUUAA